Messenger RNA from Vicia faba (fava bean), 501 nucleotides. NCBI's taxonomy places the organism in Eukaryota, Viridiplantae, Streptophyta, Magnoliopsida, Fabales, Fabaceae. The record is from the annotation of a GenBank genome assembly.
AUGAUAAUAGAUUCAGGGAGAGGGGAUGAACAGGAUACAUUCAUUCAAAAAACUGUAGAAGAAUCACCACCAAAAAUACCUGGAAAUGCUCUCACUUCUCUUUUUCAAUCUUCAUCUGGAUCCUUCUACGAAUUCUCUCUUUCUCUGUACAAACCUUCAUCAUCAUCUUCAUCUGUGAAUCAAGAACUUCACCGCGAGUAUGUAUAUGCGGCGGAGACGGGCGAAUCAAGAACAGAAGACGAUGAUGACGGCAAAUUUAUGGUGGAGCGCGGACUUGUGAAGGUUAAAGACGCAAUUAAGGCGAAGGGUCAAAGCAUAAAUUCGCGAAAACAGAGAAGAGACGAGUUUGUUGAGAAGAGCGGAAUCAAGACGGGUGGGGACAGAGCUGAGUUGAUCGGAGAAGGCGGAACAAGGCUGCUCGCGGCGCUGCUAUUGCGAGACGGACUGAAGCGUCGGGGUUUGAAAUUUGUUGAUCAACUGAUCAGAGACGGAGAUCGCUGA